This is a messenger RNA of Cordyceps militaris CM01, 852 nucleotides long. Its product is annotated as ran/spi1 binding protein. Lineage: Eukaryota; Fungi; Ascomycota; Sordariomycetes; Hypocreales; Cordycipitaceae. Gene Ontology annotation, molecular function: GTPase activator activity. Gene Ontology annotation, biological process: nucleocytoplasmic transport. The transcript is spliced from 3 exons. The coding region runs from base 1 to 852 and encodes 283 amino acids. The record is from RefSeq and is a predicted model, not a curated record. Gene Ontology annotation, cellular component: nuclear pore; cytoplasm.
AUGUCUUCCGAAGCAGGUACCGAGCCCAGGGUCGAGGAGACCCAGCCUUUCGAGAUUCUCCAGACCACGGACGAGACUACCGCGACCGAGCCUACGACCACCGAUGCUGCCACCAGUGAGGUAGCCGUCACCGAGUCUGCCGUUGCUGAGCCUACUGCUGAAUCUACCGCCGAGCCCGCUGCUGGGUCGGAGGUUGCCGCGACCGAGCUUACCGCCGCCGGGAGCGAGCCCAAGGAGGAUGUGCCCGUCACCUCUUCUGCCGUCUUCUCCAUGUUCGGCGGUGGCGCCAAGAAGGAGAAAAAUCACGACGAGGACCGCGGUGACAACUCUGGCAGCGCAAAGGCUCAGCGCGAUGCCGCUAGGGCUGAGGGCGAGGACGUCGCUCCCGAGAGCGAGGACGUCCACUUUGAGCCUGUCAUCAAGCUGACGGAGAGGGUUGAGACCAAGACCAACGAGGAGUCCGAGGAGCAGCUCUUCAAGAUGCGCGCCAAACUCUUCCGCUUCAUCAAGGAGUCGAACGAGUGGAAGGAGCGUGGUACCGGCGACGUUCGUCUGCUCAAGCACAAGGAGAAUGGCCGCACGCGCCUGGUCAUGCGCCGUGACAAGACGCUCAAGGUCUGUGCCAACCAUUACAUUGUGCCCGACAUGAAGCUCGCUCCCAACGUGGGUUCUGACCGGUCCUGGGUCUGGAACGCCGCGGCCGACGUCAGCGAGGGCGAGCCUGAGGCGGUCACUCUGGCCAUCCGUUUCGCCAACUCUGACAAUGCCAACGAGUUCAAGGACGCGUUCCUCAAGGCGCAGAAGGAGAACGAGGAGCUGUUCAAGCAGGCCGAGGCUGAGGCCGCGGCUUAA